AUGAAUAGACGGAAAAUCGAGAAAGAGGAUGCGCUUCCUGGUGUUUUCGAAGAGGUUGAGAGCACCUUGAAAGUCGAUCCAACAGUUCGAGACUACUCAGGAGCUCACGAGAAGCUAGACCCGCGCGAGAUCGCAUUAGUGCGCAAGCUUGACUGGUGGAUCAUGCCAAUUUUGUGGUUGAUGUACUGGUUGAACUAUUUGGACCGCAACGCGAUCGCCCUUGCCCGACUCAAUACCCUCGAAGAAGACCUCAACCUCACCCCGACGCAAUACCAGACUUGCGUCGCGAUCCUAUUUGCCGGAUAUGUCAUAGUUGGGAUCCCUGCGAACAUGGUUGUGACGCGAGUCCGCCCCAGUUGGUGGAUGGCUUCAUGCAUGGCUGUGUGGGCGAUCAUCAGCGGCCUCACGGCUGUGAGCAAAGACUACACUGGGUUGCUGUUGACCAGGUUCUUCCUUGGAAUCACGGAAGCCCCUUAUUACCCUGGUGCCCUAUACGUUCUUGCGACGUUUUACACACGAAAAGAGCUUGCUACGAGGAUAUCGAUCCUCUAUACGGGCAAUAUUUUAGCAACUGCAUUUGCGGGUCUUAUUGCGCUGGGAAUCUUCCAGAUGCAUGGAAUGGCUGGAAUAUCCGGUUGGAGAUGGCUUUUCAUCAUUCAAGGCGUAGUGACGCUCAUCAUCGCCAUCAUUGCCUUAUUCAUCCUGCCGGAUGAACCUCUGACCACGCGAUGGCUCACGCCCGAAGAAAGAAUCUUAGCAAAUGAGAGGAUUCUGCGCGAUACCGUUGGCAACACCGGACAGACCACGACUUGGAGUGGCCUUCUCGAGGCGGCCAAGGACCCGAAAGUGUGGCUCUUCACAGCCAUGCAACAUUUCCACCUGGGCGCGAAUGGUUUUAAGAACUUCUUCCCUACCGCCGUUGAGACUCUGGGGUUCAGCGAGACUGUCACGCUUGUUCUGACAUGUCCUCCCUAUCUCAUUGCCGGUAUCAUUUCAAUUGCAUGGUCGUGGUCCUCUGGAAAAUUCAACGAGCGAACCUGGCACAUCACCAUUGCCAAGGCGAUUGCGGUCUUCGGAUUCAUUCUUGGAUGUGCCACCUUGAAUACAGGCGCGCGUUAUUUUGCGAUGUGCGUCUUCUCUAUCGGAACGUACGCCGUCAAUAGUAUUAUACUCGGGUGGGUAUCUGCGACAUGUUCUCAGACCAAAGAGAAGAAAGCGUCCUCGUUGGCCAUUGUGAACUGCAUUGCCGUCAGCUCGUUUAUCUGGACGCCUUACAUGUGGCCCAAGUCUGACGAACCCCGAUACACCAUGGCGAUGUCGACGAGCGCAGCUCUGAGUGUCGCGACGGCUGCGGGUGCGUGGGCGAUGCGAUUUUGGUUGAUGUCAGAGAACAAGAAGAUUCGGCGGUCGGAAAACGAAAACGUCUUAUUCUACGCUUACUGA
Messenger RNA from Colletotrichum karsti, 1443 nucleotides. Its product is annotated as major facilitator superfamily transporter. Gene Ontology annotation, molecular function: transmembrane transporter activity. The transcript is spliced from 10 exons. The record is from RefSeq and is a predicted model, not a curated record. Bases 1 to 1443 code for a protein of 480 amino acids. NCBI's taxonomy places the organism in Eukaryota, Fungi, Ascomycota, Sordariomycetes, Glomerellales, Glomerellaceae. Gene Ontology annotation, cellular component: membrane. Gene Ontology annotation, biological process: transmembrane transport.